Neurospora crassa OR74A is the source of this 1716-nucleotide messenger RNA. Its product is annotated as protein-beta-aspartate methyltransferase. Bases 364 to 1551 code for a protein of 395 amino acids. Gene Ontology annotation, molecular function: protein-L-isoaspartate (D-aspartate) O-methyltransferase activity. The transcript is spliced from 2 exons. Gene Ontology annotation, cellular component: cytoplasm. The record is from RefSeq and is a predicted model, not a curated record. Lineage: Eukaryota; Fungi; Ascomycota; Sordariomycetes; Sordariales; Sordariaceae. Gene Ontology annotation, biological process: protein modification process.
UAUGUGGAGCUCAGCUCCCGCCAGAUCUGACAUCAGACGCUUUAAUGUUCAACGUCAAUGCUUCAUCAUACAUAGUAGGUGAGGUCCAAAGCACUUGCACUGACAACACAUCGUGUCGUCGUUGUUGCUACCGUUGCUACUCCCUCGUCUGUGUUCAUACUUUGUUGAUACUUCACUUUUCUCUUCACAUGAGAACGAGUAAAAUCUUCCAUCGUCUUUCCUAGUUAUACCUACCUAUCCUUCCGCUCUUAUUAUCUUAUCUUCAACCUUGCAUACCUAUCCACCUAAUCACCGUCCAUAUCCUCCCAGCCUCUCCUCUUCAUGGAACUCGCGCCGAAACGUCAUUCCCAACGCUCAUAACGAAUGACACCCGUUUUCCUUUUUCGAUCCGUACCACUAAGAUCCGUACCACUAAAAUCCAUCAAAACGAGACCGUCACCAUUACUCACCACCAUCACCACCACAGCUGCCGCUGCCGUUAGCGCUGUCGCAUAUCAUCAGUCCCCGAACAACAGUACUUGCCUCAACACACUUCUUCUCCCUAACAUCAACAACAUCAGCAACCCCUCAACUUCCUGCGCCGCAACUAUCCUUACCCUCGGACCCAGUUCUACUACUACGCUUAUCGGAAGAAGUCAGAGUAGAAAUUUCAGUACCACAACAACGACGAAUCUCUGGUGGUCAGCACUCAAAAGUAAUCUCAACAUGGCGUGGUACUCAUCGGGCGGAAGCAACGCGGAGCUGGUGGAGAAUUUGUGGAGGAAUGGGUUGAUUAAGGAGGAGAGGGUGAAGGAGGCUUUUUUGAAGGUCGACAGAGCCCACUACGCCCCCACCUCCCCUUACUCCGACUCCCCCCAACCCAUCGGCCACGCCGCCACCAUCUCCGCCCCCCACAUGCACGCCACCGCAAUCGAACACCUCCUGCCCUCCCUCCUGCCCUCCCCCUCCCGCCCGGCCCCUCGUGUCCUCGACAUCGGCUCGGGGUCAGGCUACCUCACGCACGUGCUCGCCGAGCUCGUCGGUUCCGAAGGCGGCACCGUCGUCGGUCUCGAACACAUUCCGGCCUUGCGCGACCUCGGCGCGCGCAACAUGGCCAAGUCCGCUGAAGGCCGCGACUUUCUCGAGACAGGCCGGGUGCGGUUCCGUGUGGGUGAUGGGCGGAAGGGGUGGCGCGAGACGACGUCGGAUUCGGCGGCUACGGAUGGCGCAAGUGCUGCUACGACUGGUACUACUGCAAGAAGAAGACGGGAGUCGAGCGUGGAUGAGCGGUCGCCGAUGGGGGAGGUGGAAGGGCAAGGAGAGAGAAUGGGGGAGGAUAAGGAUGAAGGGAAGUGGGAUGCGAUUCAUGUGGGGGCGUCGGCGAAGGAGAUACAUAAGGAGUUGAUCGAUCAACUGAGGAGUCCGGGACGGAUGUUUGUGCCUGUUGAUGAUGAUGAGAUGGGACUGGGGCAGCAUGUGUGGUUGGUGCAGAAGGGGGAGGAUGGGGAGGUUAGUAAGAGGAGAUUGUUUGGGGUGAGGUAUGUGCCUUUGGGGGAUCCGCCUCGGGCUUGAUACUUUUUGUGGGAUGAGGGAAAGGGAUGUGAUGGAAGUGAUGGGGAUGGGAGACGGAUGGGUAGAGGUAUACGGACGGGGCGGGCUGCAAAGAGAAGGAAAGAGAUUGAGUAGUAGGCAGUAGGUAGUAGCUUGCGCAUAAUACAUUAUUCGCUUGAAAUGACC